AUGAAGACAACCACUAUCUCAGGUAGCGAUGUCGAAGACCGAACAUUAAUCAAUGCCUGGCCUUCGCAGCCACGCACAUUAAAGAGGUCAAUUGGGUCGCACACCAUCCGCGCAACCUUCGAUGUGUUCGCUGUCCUUGCUUCGAUCCCGUUCCUUGUCCUCGCUGGCAUCGCCAUUAAUCGCCACAAUAAGGAGGUUAAAGAUGAUGACUGGAGACGCAUUCAAAGGGGCAUGAGCGCCGCAGUCACUGCAUUCCCAAUUUUGUUUGCCGCAGUUACCGGUCGCAUGACACGGGCAGUUGCAACCUGGCGCUUGGAGCGAGGUGCACCAUUGGGGUCUCUGGAGCAGUUGUUCUGGAGCAAUACCAUUAUAAGCGCAAUUACUACCCAAAUCUUUAUGAAGUCGUUCAACCUCCUGGGUCUAGGACUGAUUGUUCUAUGGGCGCUGUCGCCACUUGGUGGCCAGUCCUCCCUACACAUCAUUGAUACUGAGCGGGAUGCUCGCGUUUCGUCAGUCAAUGUCACGUACUUGAGUUCCCAGUUUCCGUCUGAGUUCAGCACAGGUUCCGAUAUACAGUCCGGCGUUUCGCAGCUUAAUGCCAUCUAUUUGUCCUCUCUUCUUUCGCCGCAGUCAAGUAAGGAGUCGACCAUGGAUAUAUGGGGAAACGUGAAGAUUCCGGCGAUAUCUGGACUUGACCGCCCUGUUAACAGCUCUGGUUGGCGAGACGUGAAGAAUCACACCAGCCUCACAUAUACAUCUCUGCUGGGCGUCCCUUUCCAGGGCUUGGAGGCGGGUUCAAACACAACGUUUCAAAUUGAGACGUCUUAUCUUGACAUCGAUUGCUAUGACCUGCAGCGCAAAGAGGGCUUAAUCCCUUUCUCACCUCCCACAAUCAAUAAAACAGUCGAGGGAGCGUUUCUAGGGACCAAUGGCAGUGAAGGGUGCUCAGUCGACCGAUGUUCACCGUCUUGGAGUCUAGGCAUAAACCAAUACGUCACUAACUAUCCAUACUGGUCUAGCGAGCGAUACGAUUCUACCCUCGCAUACUGCCACAUCAACCAGAUCUACGUCGAAGUCUUCAUUACAUGCAUCGGCACCGGCAGCCCCACACUACAAUGCGCCGUGGCAGCGAUGCGAGACAGUCUCCGUCCGCACCCAGCCCGCGACGUCACCCCAUUUAUCUUCCCGGCACUCAUAACUAACUUCGCCAAGAACCUGGUAGUCGCUGGAUCCGGACACGCCGGAACAAACACAUUGACGGAGAGGUUUAUCAACGACCCAGCCAAUCCACUUGCCGCCGACGUCAAAGACAAUCCACUUUUCAAGCUACCAAAGCAGGAAUUUUCUGAACGUCUCACCCAGAUCAUCAACACGUACUAUCUCGGUAGUAUUUCUACAAUGGCAAUAACCGGGAAUAUGUCCGCAGCGAGUGACAGGAAACGCGAUCCCGGCCCCUUCGUCCGCUUCGCCAACGGCACACUGGUAACGUGGGAGCCAUAUCGAUAUGUAGUUAGUCCGGGCUGGAUGACUGUGUUUGUUGUGUCGUCAGUCGUCAUGCUAGUGGCUGCCAUGUACACGGCGGUCAUCAUGCAUAUCACUAAUAUUCCGGAUAUCUUGGGAUACGUUUCUACAUUGACAAGGGAUAACGAACACUCUUCCUUUCCUCAUGGAGGCUCGAUGCUUGAUGGUUUAGAGAGGUCGCAUUUGCUCAAGGACAUGCCGGUUAGACUAGGCGAUGUGCGAGCGGGGGAACCAAAUGGCUACCUUGCGCUUACGGGGUCUGGGCUGGCUCAAAGGGCUGAAAGAGAUCGUCUAUAUGAGUAA
This is a messenger RNA of Aspergillus alliaceus, 1824 nucleotides long. RefSeq lists its product as uncharacterized. Lineage: Eukaryota; Fungi; Ascomycota; Eurotiomycetes; Eurotiales; Aspergillaceae. Bases 1 to 1824 code for a protein of 607 amino acids. The record is from RefSeq and is a predicted model, not a curated record. The transcript is spliced from 4 exons.